CCGGAGAGAAAACGGAAACAGCAUGGAGGCUGAUGAGAGAAGGAGGAGAAGAGGUUCUGCUCAAAGCUCUAAAAAAGGUGGAAAAUGCGUCAAAAUACGGACUGCCGAAGAAGAAGCAAGAAGGAGAGAGGAGAUGAAGGAGAGGCUGAGGGAGAGGCUGGAGGUGGAGCGGAGAGCCCUGAAGGUGGUGGAGCGCCUCCUGGAGGACAGCGUGGCUGAAGACUUCCUGGUUGACUGCGCCAAGUUCAUCACUACUGCUAACUACAAAGACGCCGUGGAGGAGCGCUUCAUCGCAAAGUUCUGUGGUUAUCCUGUCUGUCCCAACAAACUGGGCAAGGUGAGCCUCCUCCUGGUUUCUAUGGAGGCAAUUUUGUUCCAUCAUUAUUGGAAGGGGAGCUCUGGUGAGGAGGUGAUGCUGUCAGUGCGCCGCCUCAGGGAGGAGGACAUAGAGGACCCCCAGGCUGCCCCGCCUCCGCCCGUCCCUGCAGGAGGCGAUUUCAGCGACGAGGAGCUGGAGUUUCCCUCCAGUGACGUCUCCCAGCAGCAGAGACCCCGGGUGCACUGGGCCGACCUGCCGGGGGGCGCAGACGGAGACGGGAACCGGGCCGAAUCGCCUCAGAUCCAAAACCCAGAGGAAAACGGGGGCCUGAGAGGAGAGCAGGAAGGGAAGGAGAUCCCCGCUGGGGAAAGCGCUGAGGCGCCACCUGGAGACCAAAGCGUGGAUGAGCUCACUUCAAAGCUGAGUGAGUGCGUUACCAGCGGUAACCAGCGCGGAGAAACGCGGGCUGAAACCGUUUCAGCUGCUUCGUGUACAGGACCUGAACCUUCAGCAGGAAGCAGACGGGCUCCCUGUAACACUGCAGACCCGUCCAACCCGCCUGGGCUCAGCAUCACCCAGGUAGGCAUGAGUCGGAGAGGAGCCGCCGGGCUGCAGGACCUUCUGAGGAAGCACGGCGGGGCGCUCGACCCCGAGUCGGUGCGGCGGAGUCUCCUGGAGUCCCUGAAGAGGACCUUAAAGGACUGGUGCACAGAAGAGACCCUGAGCUUCCUGUAUGGAGCCGACCGGCCGCCGGCCGUCCCGUUCACCGCCCUGAGAGCCACCGAGGAAGAGGAGCUGGAUGAAGACGACCUGGAGGAUGAUGAUGAUGAUGAGGCGGCGGAGCCGAGGAGGCCACCUGGUAGCCACGACUACGAGAAGCUGCGGGAGGAGGCGGAGCAGCUGCAGCUCAGGGUGCGCGAGUUUUAUAAAGGGAGGUGGGUUCUACCUGAGGAGGAGCAGCUGGAGGCGAGGAAGAUCAGCGCACCGGAGGCGGCCUCUAAGGAUCCAGCUUUGCCGCUCAUCGACUCCCACGCUCAGAACCUCAUCCAGAAACGGAUCACGGUGGAGCGGCUCAGCAGCUGCCUCAGAAACAUCGUGGGUCCGGUGGGCCUCACCAUGAGCGACGUCUCCACAGACCUGAACCACCUGGUCAGGACAUUCAGGUUCACCAACUCCAACAUCAUCCAUAAAACCCCUGAGUGGACCCUCAUAGCUGUGGUGCUUCUGCAUCUGUUAUCAGACGUGUCUCCGGUGGUGCAGGAGGCCCUGAAGAUGUCGGCCUCAGUCCAAUAUUUAAACACUCUGAUGGAGGAGCUGGGCCUACAGGAGCAGGACCUUCUGAGUCUAGUUCAGCUCUUUAAACCCACUAAACUGACUCAAAGUGAACAUAAACAGAUGUAGGAUAUAUAUUUUCAAUCUUAUAAAAGAU
This is a messenger RNA of Cyprinodon variegatus (sheepshead minnow), 1748 nucleotides long. RefSeq names its product RNA polymerase II associated protein 2 (gene rpap2). The transcript is spliced from 9 exons. Gene Ontology annotation, cellular component: cytoplasm; nucleus. The coding region runs from base 23 to 1720 and encodes 565 amino acids. Gene Ontology annotation, molecular function: RNA polymerase core enzyme binding; RNA polymerase II CTD heptapeptide repeat phosphatase activity. Lineage: Eukaryota; Metazoa; Chordata; Actinopteri; Cyprinodontiformes; Cyprinodontidae. The record is from RefSeq and is a predicted model, not a curated record.